UCGUUAUGUUUGGAUGAUGGAGUGCAUGGAGGGACACUUUAAGUAAACACUGUUGAUUAAAUUAUGUUUAAUUCGCACUAAUUUUGAUCUAAUUAUCGUUUAUCCCUUUUAAAAGAAAACUGGAAUGAUUGACACAGUACAAUGAAAUAAUGUGGAAAAGACGACAACUUACAUUCAAGGACACUAGUUACCUGAUUAUAAUAAUAAUACUUUUCACAACAGUUCUGUACCUCAAGUGCACGGAGAUUAGGGAGAAGCUACCCUGCUCCUUAGCUUUCCCUCUAGUCCAGCUACACCUGGCCGGUCAACCUGUACCUGAACUACUACCUAGAGAACUACCUAUCUGGAUGGUGGAAACUAGUGGUCGCGUGAAGUUGACCGGAAGGGAGUUGUGUGCACUGGAGAGCGCUGCGCUUCAUAAUCCAAACCAAAUUAUUUAUUUUCUUCUCACGAACCCCAGACUUGAAGAUCUGCCUUGGAAUCUAGAAUAUCCAAAUAUUCAUUUUCGUUACCUACAUCUGGACAACUUUUUCCAUGAAACACCCCUUGGAAAUAUUUGGAAAUCUGGACAAUUGAGGUCCAGCAACUGGCCGGUCAGUCACCUUAGUGACUUAGUCAGGUAUCUACUCCUUUAUGAAUAUGGAGGAACCUACCUAGAUACAGACGUAAUUUCUUUAAGAAAUCUACCAAACUUUACUAACUUUGCCGGUAUAGAGUAUUCCAAGACAGGAACAAUUGGAGCAGGGGCUCUCAGAUUUUAUAAACAGCAUCCAGUUAUUCAAAAUAUAGUUCACAGACUUGAAAAAGAAUAUGAUGGAACAAAUUGGGGUUGGAACGGUCCUGGAAUACUUACUCAGGUUCUCAAGGAUACAUGCAGAUUACAGGAUAUAAGUUGGCCGGAAACCUGCUCCGGAAUCCAAAUUCUCAAACAGGAAGUUUUCUACGCGGUUAAUUGGCGGGAGGAAGAAAAUAUACAGGUUGAUAUGUAUUUCCACGGAGAGAGAGGAGACUUGGAGAAAAGAUUGAGGUCCAGCAUAGCAACACAUAUCUGGGGAAAGAAAACUUCAUCUAGAAAUCUCACAGAGGAGUCUCCAUUGUACAGAGUAAUGCAAGAAAACUGUCCUUUCUCAUCCAAACUUCUUCUGUAAUAUAUCUACUUAAUAAAUUAUUACUUAUUAGA
This is a messenger RNA of Eurytemora carolleeae, 1180 nucleotides long. Its product is annotated as lactosylceramide 4-alpha-galactosyltransferase. The record is from RefSeq and is a predicted model, not a curated record. Gene Ontology annotation, biological process: glycosphingolipid biosynthetic process. Lineage: Eukaryota; Metazoa; Arthropoda; Copepoda; Calanoida; Temoridae. Bases 150 to 1148 code for a protein of 332 amino acids. The transcript is spliced from 12 exons. Gene Ontology annotation, molecular function: hexosyltransferase activity.